Molecule: messenger RNA, 867 nt
Organism: Soboliphyme baturini
Lineage: Eukaryota; Metazoa; Nematoda; Enoplea; Dioctophymatida; Soboliphymatidae
Source: the annotation of a GenBank genome assembly
AUGGAACCGCUACACAGCGGCUUCACGCUCGUCGUCGGUGCUGAGCUGUACGAUGGUUGUCGUCUUCUGCAAGGCUUCGUCCGGCAGCUAUGUUCUGAUGGUCAUCGAAGAGUCCUGCUGUUUACUGAACACAGUGACCAUGGCACAGCGUUUCUUUGCGAUAGCUUGCCAGACCUCGUCGCUCAAGUAGCUAGAAUGGACGAUGUCGCGGAACAAAUCUUCAAUCGAAAUGGCAUGUUCUCAAGCAUGUCCUCAUUUUUGGAAUUUAUCCAUUCAACGUUAAAGCCAGAACCGGAGCUGUCGCGAGACUGUGCUGUUGUAAUCGUGUUCGACUCGAUUGCCCCUCUUGUCGUGUUGUUUGGCAUUUCCAAAACGCUGCAGAUCAUCAGGCAGCUGACGUCAGACAGCAACGCGGCAGUGUUGGCUUUCGUCGCGUCAGAGCUGCUCGAAGAUCAGCAGCUCGCCCAAUUAACUUUCUCUGCGUCGUUGACCUAUCGAUUGCAUGUAGACUCUAUGGCAGGUGUUUUCUACGCCGAGAAGUGCCGAAAGUUGGCGAAUAAAGUUAAAAAGGAACUUAUCAACUUUCACAUCGAAGAAGACGGCUCUUGCAAAAUCGUUAAGCGGCAAGCGAAGCCAACUUUGGCGCAAAGUAAGGUUUCUCCUUCCAUGCCUUCUGGACCUUUUUCAUUGCCCGUCACCUUUAACCUUUCGGUUAGAGAUGAAGAACUGGCAGUUAAACAAUCACUGCAGCUGCCUUACAUACAGGCGCAGAAAGGCGAUCGAGAUGGCUCUGGUAACGUUUAUUAUGAACCUGAUAAAGGCGAUGAUAUCGACGAGGAAGAUCCUGAUAAUGACCUUGAAUUUUAA